Molecule: messenger RNA, 1374 nt
Organism: Miscanthus lutarioriparius
Lineage: Eukaryota; Viridiplantae; Streptophyta; Magnoliopsida; Poales; Poaceae
Source: the annotation of a GenBank genome assembly
AUGCAGAAGCAGACAGGCAAGUCUGGCGGGACCGGUGGAGGCACGCCGGCGAAGCGCGGCCGCCCGUUCGGGAGCACCACCGGCGGCGGAGCCGCGGCCGCUGCUGCUGCGGCGGCGGUCGUCGACCCGGGUGCGUCCGCCGCGCUGGUCGGACCGUCCCUCCAAGUCCUAUCAGCCCUGUCAGAUCAGAACAACAAAAGAAUUGUCCUUGCAUUGCAAAGUGGGUUGAAGUCAGAGAUACUGUGGGCGCUGAAUGCCCUUACAGUACUCUCAUUUAAGGAGAAGGACGACCAACGACGUGAUACAACACCUCUUGCUAAAGUUUCUGGGCUCCUAGAUGCUCUUCUUCAAGUUAUUGAUGAAUGGAGAGAUAUUUCAAUGCCUAAGGACCAUAUGAAACCACCCAGAGUAAGAACUUUGGGUGCCAACACAACACUCUCGGGCUUUGGCCAGGAGAACAUGGAAAAAGUCUACUCUGACACUGCCACUACCUCUAAUAAUGACCAAUCAAAGCCGGAAGACUCCAGUGUCACGAAGAAGCGCGCUGCAAGCUUUUGGUUUGAUGAGGAUGGCUUGUUUAACAAUGAUGAUGAAGGGAGGGCAGAAAGGCAGCAGUGCGCUAUUACAGCCUCCAAUAUAAUCCGCAAUUUCUCUUUUAUGCCAGAAAAUGAGAUUAUCAUGGUUCAACAUAGGCAUUGCUUGGAGACUAUAUUUCAUUGCUUAGAAGACCAGAAUAGAGAAGAUGACGAGCUCAUAACAAACAUGGUGGAGACCCUUGUCAAUUUAGCACCUGUGUUGGACCUGAGGAUCUUCAGCUCAUCAAAGCCAUCGUUCAUUAAAAUGACUGAGAAAGGUGCAGUUCAUGCCAUAAUGGGUAUGCUUUCUUCUUCCGUAAAGCCAUGGCACUGUGCCGCUGCUGAAUUGAUUGGCCGUCUGAUAAUAAAUCCAGACAACGAGCCAUUUCUUCUUCCUGUCAUUCCACAGAUAUACAAACGACUAGUUGACCUAUUGAGUGUACCAGCAUAUGAUGCACAGGCUGCUGCUGUUAGUGCACUCUACAAUGUAGCCGAAGUGAAUAUGGAUUGCAGGCUCAAGCUUGCCAGUGAGCGAUGGGCUGUCGAUAGACUCCUAAAGAUUGUGAAGACUCCGCAUCCCGUGCCUGAGGUGUGCAGGAAGACGUCGAUGAUCCUGGAGAGCCUCGUCUCUGAGCCUCAAAACAGGAUGCAUCUCCUUGUGCACGAGAACACUUUUGCUGAGAUCCUGACAUCAGAAGGGAAAUACUCGGACACAUUUGCUCGGAUCCUGUAUGAACUGACAGCAAGGCCAAGCAACAAAGUGACCUCGGGGCAAGCCAUCUGGGGAAACAUAAACUGA